ACAUCCAAAGUUCGUGACUGGAAAAACCUGAUUCCCUUUAAGCCAGAGUCCACAAAAGUGUGCCAACUCUGUAAAGCACAAAGAAGAUAGGACAGUCUAAGUUUACCAAACAGAACAAUGCAGCCCCAAGAAGACUGGAGUACAUCAGAAAAAUCCAAGCUGUUGCAGCCUGGGCCACCACCAUACCAGAAUGAUCUUAGACAGCCUUCUCCAGGGAACUUCCAGAGCACUUCUGGCUAUCAAGCCCAGCAAUAUGGAGCUUCAGGGCCAUACGGCCAAGGACCAUAUCCAGGACAUGCUGCGGUCACUGUGCAAUCUGCAGUUUAUGUGACUCGAAUGGUGUAUCCAAUGCCAGAUUACCUGGGCUACUCCAUCUUCACCAUGCUGUGCUGCUGCUUACCUCUGGGCAUUGCUGCACUGGUUUUCUCUAUCAAUACUCGGAAUGCCAACAUGUCUGGACAACAACAUCUAGCAGAGAGAAACUCCAGAAUGGCGUUCACUCUUAACAAUACUGCUCUUGGUGUUGGCAUUGUCAUCAUGGUGUUGUAUAUCACUCUCAUCAUUGUCAACACUAAACAACAGUUAAAUCCAUAACUGUUCAGGACAUCAGAGUUGGACACCAGGAAUUGGAAGA
Molecule: messenger RNA, 634 nt
Organism: Carassius carassius (crucian carp)
Lineage: Eukaryota; Metazoa; Chordata; Actinopteri; Cypriniformes; Cyprinidae
Product: synapse differentiation-inducing gene protein 1-like
Exons: 2
Coding region: 118-594 (158 amino acids)
Cellular component (GO): membrane
Source: RefSeq, a predicted model, not a curated record